Messenger RNA from Ooceraea biroi (clonal raider ant), 4398 nucleotides. RefSeq names its product homeobox protein Msx (gene Msx). Gene Ontology annotation, molecular function: DNA-binding transcription factor activity, RNA polymerase II-specific; RNA polymerase II transcription regulatory region sequence-specific DNA binding. Lineage: Eukaryota; Metazoa; Arthropoda; Insecta; Hymenoptera; Formicidae. The record is from RefSeq and is a predicted model, not a curated record. Gene Ontology annotation, cellular component: nucleus. Gene Ontology annotation, biological process: regulation of transcription by RNA polymerase II; embryonic morphogenesis.
AGCUGGUAAUCAGUGCCGUUUCCGCGGCAGUGGCGGUCACCACGCGGCAGAUUACCCAGAUUACGCCGAUUACAUUUGUACGCUGCCGCUCGACGGUCGUUUCUUUUCCGGUGAGACCGCACCGCACUCUCUCCCCGACCUUAUCCCCUCCGCCGCGUGACCUCCGCAACUCGGAGUACGCGCUUGACCGUCUCGGUGAACCGUCGCGAGAUCCGCGUUGCGAUCGGAGGUGCCCGCGAGGAGUCUCGAGUAUUUGGGCAGGACCCGCGGAGUGUUGCGGGGACACCCGUAUCGAACGAGAACACCAGGAGCAUUCGAUAUCCUGGAACGCGCUGAUGGCAGCGACGGCCGUCGCGCGACGGACGCCGCAUCUGUUGACGAUGGAAAUUGGCACUUGAUCUUGAUCAGGAGCUGCGUCCCUGAAGGCCUGGUUCGUCAUGCGCGUAUAAUGACGUUUAAUGAUCCAAUGGUGCAGUAGACGCGGCAAAACGUCGAGAGAGUGCAUCACGCAUAAUGAGGAGAUGCAUUUGAGUGCGGAACAAGAAAACGCGAUGCUGGAGAAAGUCUCGCAGAAUGUGCGAAAGACACGCACGACUGAUUAGAAUGAUCGUCGGCAUAUAUCCAGUAGCUAGAAGUAUAUCAUGAUAGCAGGAGUCAUCAGAUCCCGUAAAAUUCCCUUGCGCAAUAUCCAUCUUGCAUGCUUUGCUUAAGGUGCAGUUCAAAUGUUCUUGUUCACUAAGCCUCGUUUGACUAAAGACCAUAAAAUAUCGUGAAAACAAGUCAACGUGUAACUAUACUGCCUAAACAUCGGUAGGAAUGCAAAAGGUAUAAAAGUGAAGAAGUAAGAGGACUUGGAUCAUCAUGUUGGUAUCUUAAAAAACACUCCUCUGGCUUUAAUGAGGGAAUCCGCUCGUGUCGGCUGGGUCAUUCCGCGGCGAUGCGGCGGAUUCCGAGAAUAACGGAGCACGGGACUUAUUGAGGUGGCAGGUUGCGCCUAGAAGGCCUCGCUUCGAUCGGGGGUAUCGGGGAUUUGGUCCAGGAAUCGCGAUGUGACCGAUCAUCGGCUGAAAGUGUCGUGUAGUUCACUUGCCGUCUCAUCACGCUCAUCUGUCAACAAGCAACGGCGAGAAGCUAAUGCGACGAUCAUCAGCUGACGCUUUAAGGUGUAGCGCCAUUCAGUCAAGUUCCGUUAGAAACCUCGGUGUUAACGAUCGUCUCUAAUAUAAUCCAAUAUGGAAUCGAAGCAACAACUGAACAAUCUUCUCAGUUGUGUUUCCUGAGUGGCUCUUGAGUGCAAUCUGACGGAUUGGCAAAAGCGCGAGCUGUAUUUGGGAGAUUUGAGAUAAUCACAAAACCCCGAAAGACUGACGACGCUUACGAUCGGCAUGAGCAACGGCGAAGGCGUGGUGACCGGUCCGGGUUCCGGCAGCGACCGUUUGUGCGAAGACGUCGACAUGGCCACUCCGACAUCAGCAUCUUCGAAUCUGAAGCCGCGAAGUGGAAAGAUCAGCUUCAGCGUCGACGCCCUGCUGAGUGGCACGAAGAAGAGUGCCAUUAGCAGCGGCACCUUCGCGGCCAGACGAGACAAUGACGAUAGGAUGGGCGCCGAGAAGAACCUCGAGAUGGAGACAAGGUACCGAGAGUUGUUGAUGGAACAGCAGAGGUUGCAGAGCAGAGAACUGCUCGCCAGGUUGAGUCCUCACGGCCUCAGCUUCGGCAAUCAUCACCACCAUCAUCACGCGAGCAGGCUCGAGCAGGAUCACUCGUCUACUCGGCAAGAGAUGCUCACGGUAAAGGAUUUCUCUAGAACGAGCCACGACAAGUCAUCCUCGCCCAUCAGGAUAGACCAAGAGCUCCCGAGGGACCGGGACGAUCAUCGACUGGCGACCAGUUCGCCUGGCGGGAUUGGCGAGAUGCUGGUCUCGCGAGAGCAGGAACGCGUUCAGGAGGAGGACGAGAGGAUCGACAGGGUCACCAAUCCGAGAUCUGUAUCGCCUGCGAGCAGGCGGGAGAUUCUCGACGAUCGCAGUGACUCCGAGGCGAAUCGCUCGCUGGAAGGUGAUCGGACGACGGAUCACUUGGACCUCGAGGACCACGAAAUAAGAAGCGUCGGCCAGUCCGAGGAUUUGAAUGUGAUGGACUCGGAUUGCGAGCUGGAGAGAGACUUGGAGACCAGUCAGGAGAAGGAAGAGAAGUCCAGCCCGGUAGUGCCCCAGCCAAUUCAUCCCGGAGUGCAGAGGCCGUCGCAGGGGCCACCGUAUCUCACCGGGGCACCCGGCGCUCCCGGUUGGAACCCCGCGGGAUUUCCGCAUUCCCUGGCGGGGUUCGCGUGGCUGCCCCCACCCCCACACCCGCACAAUCCUCAUGGACAUCUUUACACGCCGCACGGCGGGCCCACCAGUCCAAACGGGGACCUGAGACUGCCGGGACCCGGACCAGGACCGGUCAGAUGCACCCUCAGGAAGCACAAGCCAAACCGUAAGCCGAGAACGCCGUUCACGACGCAGCAGCUGUUAUCGCUCGAGAAAAAGUUUCGCGAGAAGCAGUACCUGACGAUAGCCGAAAGGGCGGAAUUCUCGUCGUCCCUUCACCUCACGGAGACGCAGGUGAAGAUCUGGUUUCAGAACCGCAGAGCCAAAGCGAAGCGGCUGCAGGAGGCGGAAAUAGAGAAGCUGAGACUGUCCGCGAGGCCCCUCUUGCACCCCAGUUUCGGAUCGGGGCUGAUGUUCUCCGGAGUGGGGCCGCCUGGUACCCCGGGGGUGCCACCCUUCAUCGCGGCUGCCAUGGCUAGGCACACACAUGCCGCCGCGGCGGCGGCCAUGUUCAUGGGGCCGCCCGGGCACCGACCUUAAUAAUGACACGUCAGAACACGCGUGCGAUAUCAAGUCAUUCUUAAUCGUCAUCCAAGGAUCCGACGAUGCAAGGUUUGUAAGCUCGGAGAUCCGACAAGUCCAGAGACAGGUUCAGAGAUUCGUGAAGAACUACGCUGAGUGAAUCCUGGAACCCGAGGUACUGAAGAACCUGAAAGAGCGAAACUGAAAGAGGCAAGAACGUGCGAAGUCGAUAGUCCGAAAACCGAGAAAUUGGAAGAUCAAAAGGCUGGAACGGAGAAGUUGAGAAUCAGAAGCUGGAACUUUGAGAAAUGGAUUCAAGAAUUCAAAGAAGACAAGAGAUUUAGAGAGAAUCAUCAUCUCAAGAUUCCCGGAAGUUGCAAGCAUCAACAGGAAGAUUGAACAAUUCAGUCAACGAUACACAAGUCACGUUGCACAUUGAGACGAGUUCCGUUUCAGAGAGAGGAGACCGCCUAAAAGUUCCCGAUCACUCUUAUUUGUUAGGCCACUCUCGCUCUUUCUCUUUCUCUCUUAUUCUCACUCUAUCUCUCUCCGGCUUUGAUAACCCAGUCUUUCGCCGAAUUACCGCGGAUAUUGGAAUCCGCCACUUAGGAAGUCGAUUAUACAACGGCGAAGCUCGCACAUUAGCUUGGACGCCUUAUCUCUCUCCGGAGACGGAUAAUUUUUCGACACGAAUGCCUGAAGUUAUCGUCCGCAGGUUUGUGACUUAAAAAGCGCCGUCAUAAUUCUCCCUGAAUGACGAGCUGCGUGAUCGGGCGGUUGAAAAGGCGCUUGGAGCUUUGAUCUCAAGAGAGGACACACGGGAAAGUGUACAUAGUGUACAUAGAUAUGCGUUCGUAUGGUAACUAUGGGUGUACGUAUGUAUAUACGCACGUGUACAGGACGCUUCGAUUAUCCUCAAGAGGAGAAAUCGCGCAGAGCGAGCGUUCGACAGAGUUAGUUUUUGGACCGCGCUGGAUCUAUUCGUUCUUAAAAUACGGACCGGUCGGAAGAGUGCAGCCACGUACAACAAGCGAGGUACGUUCAAACAAUUCCGAGUCUGAAUAUUCAAGAAAAAGUGAUCGAGCUGAGGUCGAAUGUAAUAAUUGUCUCCCUGAGAGCACGAUUCCUCAUAUUGAAAGAAUUAAUAAAAAAUAAGAACAGAUCCACUGAAAUUCGUGAGAGAUAUUUUUCUUAAAGCGUUAGAGAUCGUGCGAAACUCGAGCCACAUUCUGAAAAGUUGCAAUUUAGGGAAACAAUGACGCCAGCGUUCAUCCUUCAUCGGCAAGCACAGUUAGUAACUUACUUUGAGAUCCCGAGAUACCUUUCAGACACUUGUUGAAGUUUUGCAAUGUGCGAGGAGACAAGUGCGUGUAAAUUCGUGUCGAUCGUGUGGCAUGCACCGAUCGCGAAUCGAGAAACGUGGAAUCGUUCGUAAGCAGUAAGAAACUAACGUUACGAAUGUGGCGAGGUUCUAGACGUACCUAUGCGCCUUGUGUAUAAAUGUAAGAUGAUAAUUUAUCCAUGGAAGUAUAUUAUAGCAAAAUAAAAGUGAUUUCAGUAUUUA